AUGUUCAAGUGCAAAUGCAAGGAUCCCUUGCAACAAAAACAAAGCGAGAUUUGUUUUACUCCAAAAAAAAAACCAUUCUUAGUCACAAUUCCCUUCAGUUUUUAUCAGUACAAUCCACAAGACCAUCUUAUCCAAAUAAUGCUUAGUUCCAAAUUGAGAACGGUUGGUAGAUUUUCAUCUUUUGGGAACAAGUUUCAACACCGUCAUCUGGCAACAAAGUUUGAGUUACCUCUUUGUACCAAAGAGUUGUUGCAAACUAAUACGCCGGCUUCAGAUACACAUGUUCAAGUUAACGGUUGGGUGGCAUCGUCACGAAUUUCUAAGAACGUUGCGUUUAUCGAUAUUAAUGAUGGUACAUGUGAAGAAAAUGUUCAAUGCGUAAUACGCCCCCCUACCCUUUUGCCUGCCGAUAUUAAAAAUGGUGCAGGUAUACAAAUUAAUGGAAUUUGGUCAGAAGGUAAAGGUAAACAGAAAUACGAGCUUCAGGUCAACGACAAAGCAGAAGGCAAUGUUAAAAUAUUAGGUGGUGUGGAUGCAUUGUUUCCAAUGAUUAAGAAGGACCAUACCCCACAAUACCUGAGAACAAUACCAGAAUAUAGGUGGAGAGACCCUUCGAUGGCUUCAAUUUUGAGAUUCCGCUCACAAGUUGAAACGACGUUGGUUAAUUUCUUUGAUGCUGAAUCAUUUACAAAGACACAUCCACCUCUUGUAACAGCGUCGGAUUGUGAAGGUGCUGGUGAGCUCUUUAAAAUUGAAUCUAAUUCUAAAAUUGGAACAGAGGAGCAAUUCUUCGGCAAAGACGCAUAUUUGACUGUUUCUACCCAAUUACAUUUAGAGACGCUAUGCUCAGCUUUGAACCGGGUUUGGACCUUGACCCCUUGCUUCAGAGCAGAAGAAAGUGAUACUAACAGGCAUUUAUCUGAAUUUUGGAUGCUGGAAGUUGAGGUUGCAUUCAUUGAUAGAAUUUCUCAGUUGACAAAGUUUUCCGAAAAAAUGAUUAAAUCUGUUGUCUCAAACUUAGUUGAAGAUAAAAACAACAUGAGAACUAACCUCUUGAAAACAGCUCGUAGUAAUGAGACUGCUGAAUUAAUGAAGAAUAGGUGGGAAAUGUUACUUGCGAAAGAAUGGGAUUCCGUGACUUAUACUCAGGCAAUAAAAAUUAUACAUGAAGCACACGAUUCAGGUAAGGUAAAGUUUAGUGCUAGACCUUCAUGGGGUGAUUCUCUGGGAUCCGAGCAUGAAAAAUGGUUAGCAGGAGUUUACUUUAAAAACCCUGUAUUUGUUACCGACUACCCCCUGGAAGAGAAGGCUUUUUAUAUGAAAAUUAACGAACCAACUCUGGGAGAGGAGGCGCCUACUGUUGCCUGUUUUGAUUUGCUUGUUCCUGAUAUUGGCGAGUUGAUAGGUGGUUCUUUGAGAGAACAUAAUCUAGAAAAUCUAAAACGAGAAAUUUCUAGAAGAGGAAUGAGUCCAGACCCUUUAAGUUGGUACUUCAAAAUCUGCGAGAACGGUUCUGUUCCACAUGGAGGUUAUGGAAUGGGAUUUGAAAGAUUGUUACAGUACUUGAGUUGUACUGAAAAUAUCAGAGAUGUGAUUCCAUUUCCAAGAAGUGCGGACAACUGUUUAUGUUGA
Messenger RNA from Pichia kudriavzevii, 1632 nucleotides. RefSeq lists its product as uncharacterized. Gene Ontology annotation, cellular component: mitochondrion. Gene Ontology annotation, molecular function: ATP binding; asparagine-tRNA ligase activity; nucleic acid binding. The transcript has a single exon. Bases 1 to 1632 code for a protein of 543 amino acids. The record is from RefSeq and is a predicted model, not a curated record. Gene Ontology annotation, biological process: asparaginyl-tRNA aminoacylation. Lineage: Eukaryota; Fungi; Ascomycota; Pichiomycetes; Pichiales; Pichiaceae.